AGCAAUUGAAGAAUUCAUUUAUCAAGUAGCUAGUAAGAAGCUCAAGGUUGUAACACAAUGGUACUUGGGAAAGGUGCAUCAAGUUCACUGAGCAGAAAAAUGGUUGAUGGAGCUGAAGACAUGGUUAGUAAUUGCAACGAUUUCACUGUGCUAGUUGUUGAUGAUGAUCCUGUCAUUAGGAAACUCCAUGAUAUGCAUCUUAAAAAGUUUGGACUAAGUGCUCAGGUGGUUGAAAAUGGAAAAACGGCUGUUGAUCUUUGCCAUUUUGGAGCUACUUUCAAUCUCAUUCUAAUGGACAAGGAAAUGCCUAUCAUGGAUGGUGUUGAGGCAACCAAAGAGUUGAGAGCUAUGGGGGUGAAUAGCUUGAUCGUGGGGGUGACUUCUCGUGACUCGCAGUAUGAGACGCAAGCAUUCAUGGAGGCAGGUUUGGACUUUUGCUUUGAGAAACCAUUGACGGCUGAUAAGAUCAGUUUUAUUCUCCAAGAGCUUAACAAGAAGAAUUGAUCAGUUUGGUUGAAGAUAUUUGACCAUAUAUGUUACUCCUUUAGUUUAUACACUAGAACUGUCCCCGUGUGUUACGUUCGGGUCAAAUAAAAGACUGCAUAAUGACUUAGAGUUGUUGGUACCGAAAGAAGUGUUUAUAGAAGUAUCUAUGCACAAAAGUUGUUAUAGUUUUG
Molecule: messenger RNA, 677 nt
Organism: Theobroma cacao (cacao)
Lineage: Eukaryota; Viridiplantae; Streptophyta; Magnoliopsida; Malvales; Malvaceae
Gene: RR22
Product: response regulator 22
Biological process (GO): phosphorelay signal transduction system
Source: RefSeq, a predicted model, not a curated record